AUGACGGACCUGUUCGAAGUCCUCCCUGGCUUCGACAUUACAAACUACCGCCACUUGAUGCACUCUUUGACACGGGAGAACAUCACUGUCGCGGAGCUUGUCUCUCUGGAACCAGCAGAAAUAGCUCGCCGUUGUCCAUUACCGCUACUCGAUGUACAGAGGCUUGUCGCGAACGUCAUUGGACGCCUGCACAGCGACCUCAACAUGAUCACGAAGCCGCAAUCUAGCAGCGACUUGCUGCCCACCGCCAGCGAUGCGAAGUCUAAGAGCCUAUCAUCCAGUGCAGCCAAAUUCAUUUCAACGCUUGAUCCUGACAUCGAUGCUGCCCUUGGCGGAGGAUUCCCGACCGGGUUCGUUUCCGAGGUCGUGGGCGAAAGUGCUGCUGGCAAGACACAGAUUCUGUACGGACUGCUAUUGUCUGCACAGCUUCCAGAGCCCCAGGGACUGGGUAAAGCCGUUGUGUACAUCAGCACAGAGGACGAACUCUACACCAAGCGCCUCGUCCAGAUCCUGACGUCGAGUCCGGUCUACCAAGGGCUGCCCGCUCAUCAGAAGCCGUCCCUGGACAAUGUGUAUACCAUCAAAGCCACCAAUUUCGAUCGACUGAUGCACAUCCUCGAGUUCCAGAUUCCCCACUUCCUGAGAAAGAGCAAAUUCGGUCUCUUGGUCCUCGACUCCGCUGCCGCAGCACUCCACGGCGGCGACCGCAUGGGCGACGCUGCAGUCGCACUUGGGGCUCGAGCCAGCGAACUCGGCAGACUGGGCCAGGCUCUACACAACAUCGCAAUGGAGAAGAACAUUGCUGUAGUGUGCUCAAACCAGGUCCGGGACCGCUUUACCGAGAGCAUCAUUCCCACUCAGGACAUCAUGCGCUCCUCGCCCUCGGAAACGCCCUCAACACAAUCAACCUCAGCUCAGCGCGACGCACGCAACACUAUCAUGUCUCUCGACCACCAACAGCGCUUCUUCACAGGUUGGGGUGACAAGCCGGUCGAUCAGCUACACGAUCUCAAGACACCUGCGCUCGGUCCGGCCUGGGCAUCACAAGUCGACGCCAGAAUCGUGCUCAAAUUCGGAGAUGGUCCGUCUAGCAGCAAAGAUGAUGAAGCUAUUAGGCGCCGCUUCAUCAACGUCGUCUACGCCCCCUGGACCGGUCCCAAAGUGCGAUCCACCGAGUUCACCAUCGAGGCUGGAGGUCUGGUUGCGAGAAAGCAGGACAAGAAGCAACAGGAAAUUGAGGAGCUGUUGGAUGAUAGUCUCUGGAAGGAUGACGAAGAAGAUCAGGAGUUCCCAUAA
Cyphellophora attinorum is the source of this 1296-nucleotide messenger RNA. Its product is annotated as DNA repair protein rhp57. Gene Ontology annotation, biological process: DNA recombinase assembly; mitotic recombination; DNA strand invasion. The record is from RefSeq and is a predicted model, not a curated record. Bases 1 to 1296 code for a protein of 431 amino acids. Lineage: Eukaryota; Fungi; Ascomycota; Eurotiomycetes; Chaetothyriales; Cyphellophoraceae. Gene Ontology annotation, molecular function: single-stranded DNA binding; double-stranded DNA binding; DNA strand exchange activity. The transcript has 2 exons.